Brachypodium distachyon (stiff brome) is the source of this 3368-nucleotide messenger RNA. RefSeq names its product nuclear poly(A) polymerase 1. Gene Ontology annotation, cellular component: nucleus. Gene Ontology annotation, molecular function: poly(A) RNA polymerase activity; RNA binding. The transcript is spliced from 13 exons. Lineage: Eukaryota; Viridiplantae; Streptophyta; Magnoliopsida; Poales; Poaceae. The record is from RefSeq and is a predicted model, not a curated record. Bases 866 to 3151 code for a protein of 761 amino acids.
CAGAGCCGCCGCAGUCUCUCCACCUCGAGCCGCCCUCCGUGCCCCCCCUUCUCCGUGGUUCCUAAAUCCUAAGUCCCAUCCCUCCCUCUCCGCCUCUGUGCCCCUGACCUCUCCCCUCCCUCCACACAGCAGCAGCAGCAGCAGUUUCUCCUCUUCUGUGUUUUAUUUGCGGGGAUCCUCUUCUCUGUGUUUCUGAAACAACAGAGUUCGAAUUCAGGCCCACAGUUUCCCUUUUGAUUUGGUAUUCAGCUCAAUUCGAUAAAUUCCAAGCCCUCAAUAUCUGCAUCCAAACGAAGCCCUAGUGAUUAGUUAAAUCCCGCUGGCCUUCGCAAUUCUGGAUCCGCUCCUGAGACCUACACGUCUGCUUGUGCCGCAGCGGCAGGGUCACCAGGGUAUACAGAACACUAGACCAGUUCAGUGCUGCCUCUGAUAGAUUUUUUGGUUAGGGAACAAGGAGCAGCAAUGUGUUGUGCUUUUUGAGGAGGGAGUUAGGGAAUAAAAAAAAUUGUUUUCCAAUGAUAUUAUUCUGAUUAGAGAACAAUGAACAGCAAUCGGUUGUGCUUUUUGAGGAGUUCUUCUUCGGCAUGCAAGAUUGAUCUGGUCCUUGUACCGCUGUAGCUCGGUCCCUGGCCUGACCCCCAGCAGGCAGGCAGGCAGGCGCUGGUGCAAGACGAGGAGUUGGUUAAUUUCUGUUGUUUAGGAUGUGUAGGAUCUGUUUUGUUCUGUUAUCAUCCUAGUGCUGUAAUAUUUUGUUGGUUUUGAACACUUCCUUGUAAGCUGGUAUCCCAGCAUACUGUUUUUCUUUCUAUAAAGCUGGGUCAAUUGACCUUUCCUCUGGGAAAAAAAAAGUAACUUUGGAUCCUCCAUGGCGAAGAGCAAUACUGGUUAUCUUGGUGUCUCCGAGCCAAUCUCAUUAAGUGGACCAACUGAGAAGGAUGUCAUGCAGACAACUGAGGUUGAAAAGUUUCUUGCUGAUGCGGGCCUGUAUGAGAGCCAAGAGGAGGCUGUCUCACGAGAAGAGGUCUUAGGGAAACUCGACCAGACUGUGAAAACUUGGAUUAAGAAGGCCACUAGAGCGAGUGGUUAUGGCGAGCAGUUUGUGCAAGAAGCAAACGCUAAGAUCUUCACAUUUGGUUCAUACCGCCUUGGGGUGCACGGUCCUGGCGCUGAUAUUGAUACAUUAUGUGUGGGUCCAAGACAUGCAACUCGGAAUGACUACUUCUUCCGGUGUCUUCAUGAUAUGCUAGCUGAAAUGCCAGAAGUUUCUGAGUUACAUCCAGUACCAGAUGCUCAUGUGCCUGUUCUGGGGUUCAAACUUUGCGGGGUGUCUAUUGACCUUUUAUAUGCAAACCUUGCACACGUGGUGAUUCCUGAGGACCUUGAUCUUUCUCAAGACUCCAUACUGCACAAUGUUGAUGAACAGGCUGUUCGCAGUUUAAAUGGGUGCCGAGUUACUGAUCAAAUCUUACGAUUGGUCCCAAACAUUCCGAGUUUCCGCACAACCUUAAGGUUCAUGAGAUAUUGGGGAAAGCGCCGUGGGGUUUACUCAAAUGUUAUGGGAUUUCUGGGUGGCAUAAAUUGGGCAAUUCUUGUUGCUCGAAUAUGUCAAUUAUACCCAAAUGCUUCACCCAGCAUGUUGAUAUCUCGGUUUUUCAGAGUCUACAGCCAGUGGAAGUGGCCCAAUCCUGUUACACUUUGCCAUAUAGAGGAGGGUCCACUUGGCCUCCCUGUUUGGGAUCCAAGAAGAAACUUUAGGGACAGGGGCCAUCAAAUGCCUAUAAUUACGCCCGCCUAUCCUUGUAUGAAUUCUAGUUAUAACGUAUCUGUUAGUACUAGGUAUGUGAUGGUCCAAGAAUUCACAAGGGGAUACGAGAUCUGCCAGGCAAUAGAUGAAAAUAGAGCAACCUGGGAUGACUUAUUCGAGCCAUAUCCAUUUUUUGAGUUAUAUAGAAAUUAUCUAGAGGUUGUUAUCUCAGCAAGGAACGAAGAUGACCUCAGGAAUUGGAAAGGAUGGGUAGAGUCUCGCCUUCGUACACUUGUAUUGAAGUUUGAGCGAUAUACACAUGAGAUGCUUCUUGCACAUCCUCAUCCCAGAGACUUCUCAGAUGGAUCCAGGCCAUUGCAUAGCUUUUACUUCAUGGGUCUUUGGAGAAAACAAACCGUCCAGCCUCAAGAAGCUGAACAAUUUGACAUCAGAGGAAUUGUUAAUGAGUUUAAGAGCUCAGUCUGUGCGUACGCACAUCGGGGAGAAGGAAUGGAUAUUGAAGUGUCCCAUGUAAAAAGAAAAGAUAUCCCUUUGUUCGUUUUUCCUGGUGGAGUGCGUCCUCCUCGUUCUUCCCGAACAGCAGGCAGGAACGGUCAUGCUGUUUCUAGAAAUGAUGUUUCUGCUGAUGGUCAAACUGGAGUAAGAAACAAUGUUUCAGCUGAUGGUCAAGUUGGAACAAGAAAUGAUGUUUCAGCUGAUGGUCAAGUUGGAAAUCCAUUGGUCACUGAGGGUUGGAGUGAUCCGCCUACUCAAGGUCCCUCUGCUGGCUAUCAGUUGCCGGAAAAUACUUCUUUGUUGGCCAACUUGGCCUCUAGGUUAUCAAAUAACGAGACCCAACAUAUUUUGAAUGGGGAUUCAAAUCUUCACACAGAAUCUGUUGAGCAUGAACAUCCAGUGCGUUUUCUUGGAAGUACAUCUGCUCCUGUGGACAAUGCUGUGUUGGAUGUAAUCAAGCCACCUAACAGCAUUCCGUCUACUUCAAGCAAUGGUGGUCCAACAAAUGGGUUGGGCAUUUCUUUCAAUAGUUCACAUAAGGAAUCCAAAGGGAUUCAUGUAAAUAAUCUCGUGACUUCCUCUCCAACAACGACUGAUGGACUUGAUGAGCUGGUAUGGCCUCAAGCCAAGUCUGACAAAAUACAUGCAAAUACUGCUCAUGUUUCACCUUUGGAAGGAUGUUCUGGAACUUCCCUGGGGCAAGCAGUUAAUUUGAGUUCCCAUGGUAAUAAUCAUGUGAAGCGCAAGGCUGAGGAAGAGCUGGAGCCACUUGAGCUUGCUGCCCCAUCAGUCCGAGCUGCUGCUCCGUCAACAUCAACUGUCAAAAGAAAGCCCCUCAGGCUGAGAUUGUCAACUGUGCCACAACCAAAACCAGCCGAAGGAAGUUCCUGAACCCAAUACCAGGCCCAAGUGUGAAGAUAUGGAGGACUUCGUUUUUCCUUGGAAAGGGCUUAGGAUUUGUAUAGUGCAGAAAAGUAAUUUUUUUUUGUAAUUUUGAGACCUUUUCAGCCGAUGUCACUUGUGGCUGGUUGUACUGAAAUUUUCUCAACUUUGCCUGACUGUUGUGUACCUGCUCAAGAGUUAUAUAUAAAUAUGUUAUGCAAUAUCA